UAAUAUUAAUCGAUCGGCAGCCGAGCGCAGCGCAGCGCGUGGUGCAUCCCGUCCGUCGUCGCAUCUCACGUCGACAGCCGACAGCGAAUCCGUGCGGGAUUUCCCACGUCUCGACGAUCACAGCGAGGAGACCGUUCCGUCGUCCGCGCGAAGGGAGACAGCUUCCUUCCCCAUCCCCAGGGAGUGACUCUUCCAGGUGACACCCCGAAGCACUCUUCUCGCGUUCGCGAUCACGCUAGAGAGAACCCCAAGAACUCGCGAGAGAGGCUAUCCCUCGUGAAAGUAAACUCGUCGAUAGUCUGCUUAUUGAUUUCUCUCCUCAUCUCUCUCUCUUCCUCUCUCUUUCUCUUGCUCUUACUCUCCUUUUCUCUCUUGCUCUCUCGUGGCCCCUGCCUACAUCAUUUUGAUAUUUCCACAUUUACUUUGAAUCCUCCAUCCUUUCUUUUAACUUUACGUAAAAUACAUACCGAUCUAACGAAUACAUAGAAACAUGUUACUACUUGUCUAUUUUAUGUCUGUUUUCUUCUCUCUUUCUUUCUCUCUCUUCUAUAUUUUCAAAUUGUAUUCGUUCAAGUUUGUCCUUUUCACGUAUUGUCCGACAACUUGUGAAAAACUUGGCUCAAUGUACAUGAUAAAGUCUCCUCUCUCGUUCUCUCUCUCCUUCCCGCUUUCUGUCAGACGUAAAAACUGCGGGCAUGAUCGCCUGGCCUUUCAUUCACUCGAGCUCACUUUCUGCGUUUCAUGCGACGCCGUGGAGUCGUCGUGACGUAGGCGACCAUGCUCUGGCCCUCUUCCGAUCAAUUCCCCGUUCGACCAUUUGUCCGUUUCACGUCAUCCUCGUCCUCACCUCGCAUCCUCGGUGUUUUAAAACUUCACGAAGAAUCGCCCUGCGACACGUAAAAAUCCCUUCGCGCAAAUUUUUCAUCGAUCAUCAACGUUAAAAAAAAAAGAAAGAGACGAGACAUAGGCCGAUAAGUUAGUUCGCUGUCGUGCAACACCCAGCUGAGUAUCGACCUUCAUAAUCGGGCGUGAUAACUGUCGGAGAGCGACUUUCAUAGAUCGUCUCUCCGAACGAAGAGCCGGUACAAUGUGCAACGCCAUAAUUGGCUCAUCUUUGGACAAGCAACAAAUUUAAAUUAUUUGUUCUUAGACAAACAAAAGAUUAAGUUAGAGUAAAAUACAAAUCAAACGAUGUGGCACGAUGCUCGCCGUCAAGUAUUUCAGCCUUCCGUACAAUUUUCAUUUAAUCUUGCAUCUCAAUUAUAGAUCCACUCGUAAUUGGUUUUACAAAGUUAAUCGAACUUUACGUUACUGACUUAUUAUCAGUUUCGAUGGUGGAGAGUCGUUGCGACAUAGCCGUCAGCUGAACGAAGUCUCGAAGGGAACUCGAUUGCUCGUAUUACCCCGACGUAGGCGCGCCGGGCGGCUGUUCAAAGACUUCGCCUCUUUUACGCUAACGCGCGUGCUUCUGACGUAAACGGAGGCUCCAUCUUCCGUCGCCGUUCAUUCUACGGAUGCACUGAAAUCGAAACUACGUAACUACGCGCGGGGCGAACGGGAACGCGAGAGCACACGAGCGCGAGCGUGGGCGGGCAACCGGGCAUGACAAUCGAUUUGCCUCCGAAAAUAUUUUUGCUCCCCUCGCUUGCUCCGCCAUCGGAAAUCAAUGGCAUCGAGCGCGGCUUCGCUCGGAUCGGAGGCGUCCGCCGAUGGCGAUAAUUGCGAUCCGACUCGAUGUCGCGAAUCGGGUUACAGGUCAAGAGAGAUGAAUAGGCCCCUUUCAUUCAUUUCAUCCUCGCAAAAUCCGACUCCAGUUCCAGUUUUCAGAUUUUAUCGCGGACGCUCGCUAUGCAUUUCGCCAUUUACGUAUGUUGCACUCUACGGGAGAGCGGAUGCCGCGUGGGAUUUAAUACGAGUACCCCUCGUGUUAAUUUCCGCAGGCUUCAAUGAUUCUUUAAAUAAAAACGCAAAAUCUGGAGAACUUAAUUAACCGACAUGCGAAGCGAUAGGGUAUCGAGAGCAAAAUUGUUGACCAGCGAGAUACAGCGCUAUCAACCGAGAUUGAUAAUAAAACUGAAAUUCGCAACUUCGAACGAAAGCGAAGUUGCCAAGAAGAAAUGGACUUGUCCCGUCGUCGCCGUCGCCGUCGCCGUCGCCGUCGUCGUCGUCGUCGACGUCGUUGUCGUAGUACCAUCGAUUUCCGUAUCUACUUGACCUCCGUAGAACGCGCGACGCUUCAAUCAUCAUCUGUCCAACGAGACACGUACAAUUACCUACCACCAUCCGUCACGGAAAUCGUCGUAACACUGUAGAACAAUGCUCGCAGGUGGUGCGCGUACCUGCGCUUUUCUUCCUUUUCUUUUUUUCCUCCUCUACGAGAACCGACCGUUGUUAACGUUGACAUGACAUACGGUGCCGAUAUCGUUAUCGCACACGGAAAACCUUGUCCUACUUUUUCCUUUAAACGUGCCGUAUAGUUGUAUGGGGCGUGUAUGUAUGCGUGUGUGUGAGUGCGUGACGCAAUCUUCCGGAUGAGAUUUUAUCCUCUCCCUUUUACGCCUCGCGAAAUAAUUGCAUGCAGUGCUCCCUGUGUAAUUGCCGUGGUCAUGUUGUCUUGAUCGCGCCUGUUUAGCGGGUUUGCAACUCCGAGCAGUGAUACACAUAAUCGUAUACGCGUAUUAACGUGAAGGCACAUGAGAGCCUAAGAGGAGAGUUUGAUCUGUGAUCUGGCCUCGAGUUCCUCCUGUCGAGAACGUCAAGAUGCCAAUAAUGUUUCAGUCAUACAUGGCGCGUCAGGAUGGCAGAGAUGCCGCGGAUCAAAACUUCGAUUACAUGUUCAAGUUGCUGAUAAUCGGCAACUCGUCCGUUGGGAAGACCUCUUUCCUUUUUCGUUACGCGGAUGAUUCCUUCACUUCGGCUUUCGUGUCAACCGUAGGGAUUGAUUUUAAGGUGAAGACGGUCUUCAGACACGACAAAAGGGUCAAGUUACAAAUCUGGGACACGGCAGGUCAGGAAAGAUACAGAACGAUUACGACGGCCUAUUACAGAGGCGCAAUGGGUUUCAUCUUAAUGUACGACAUCACAAACGAGGAGUCCUUUAAUUCAGUUCAGGAUUGGGUCACACAAAUAAAGAACUAUUCGUGGGACAAUGCCCAAGUAAUUCUCGUAGGCAACAAAUGCGAUAUGGAAGAGGAGAGGGUGAUCAGUACCGAAAGGGGUAAACAGUUGGCGGAUCAAUUAGGAGUACGAUUCUUCGAGACAUCGGCCAAAGAAAACAUCAACGUCAAGGCGGUGUUCGAGACGCUGGUGGACAUAAUAUGCGACAAGAUGAGCGAAUCUCUCGACAAUGAUCCAACCCUGAUGGGUGCGGGCGGUGUGGGCCAGACCAAGGGCCAACGACUCACCGAUCAGCCGACCAAUCCAGCGAACGCUAACUGUAAUUGCUAAAAAAAUGCGACACGCAGAGGGGGAGGAGAAAAACGAGAGAUCGAAUAUUUUGUGCAUGUGUCUGCGCGCAUGUGUGCACGUGUGUGUUACGUGUGUUAGAAAAAAGGCAGAAUGAAGAAGAGAGAGAGAUAGAGAAAGAGAGUAGAAGGAGGAAGAGGAGGAAGUGUCGUGUGUGACGCUGGUGUGUUAACUAGUCCAUUUACUUCGUCGUUCCCUCUCGUCAUGUUAUUUAUUUCAAAAUUUGCCUUUUAUUCUCAGCCGGUUCCUUUCGCCUUUUCUUGGCGCGAGAUGAUAUAUAUGAAUAAUGUACGCUAUAAAUAUAUAAAUAUAUAAAUAUAUAUAUAUAAUGAUUGUGAUCAUCGAGGUACGACCGAGUUAGUCAACGACCGGUCAAAUCAACGGUCGUGGUUUUCUUUUCGGGUUCAUCCGUUUGACAAGAGCCAGAGAUGAAUUCGACGUAAUCUCCGAAAGUUCAAAUUUCCACGUUGUGGAUACGCGAAAAUAUAUCAAUUGUCGAGUUUUCAUUGCCAGAAAUAAACGUCAAUUGUAAUGAGAAUAAAUUCAUUCUUUUAUAAAGAUUAAUCAAGCUUAAUUGUUUAGAGACUUAAUCAAUUCUUUAUUUCCUUCCGGGAAACCAAAGGAAACAAAAGAUUCUAUUGAGUCGCGUUAAUCUCAUCUGGACAAAAACGACUUUAAAUCAAUAAAAAAAGCAAGUUUCACAAAAAUAAUUUUAUUUUAAUCAUAAUCGUUCACAGUACUUUUUUAUUGACAAAAACAUCAUGAAUUUCAUAUUAUGCCGAAAUAAUAAUUUCUUUUACUGAUUAUUUUUGAUCAAUGGCAUGCAUAAAGAUUAUUCUCACGUGUCUGUGGCGUCGAGAUUUGAAACCAAAGAAAAUGAUGCGUGUUUUGAUUUCUGUUAAUGAGAAAAAGACAAGAUAGCAAACCGCGAGGGGAAGAAAUUGAACGAAGGUGCAUUUUGUUUUGCGGUUAAUAAUGAUUAAUGACGACGAUCGUUACAGCAGGGACGAUGUUGCUCAUUCGAUGUUUGGCAGUGUAGACACUCGCAAAAUUGAGUGACUUCAUGUCUCAAGUCCACAAGGAUUAAGUAGGAUACACCCAGAACAAUCUGACAAUAAGCGUCAAUCACUCGACAAAGCUCCACGAAUUCAGAAUGUCGCUCAAUCAGAGACGUAACAAGGUCGAAUUAACCCUUUAGUUCCUCUAAUUUGACAAGAGCAACGCAGAUAAUAUAAAGUUCGCGUUUUAAUGUCGCUCCGAAGCUGCGAUUGUAAGCUAUUUAGAGAAAGGUAUAUUAUUCAAAAGAGUAUUUAUAUUUAAAUAUUGUCAAAUACAUUUAAUAUUUAAUAUUUAGAUAUCAUGUAACAAUUAGUGGCAUUAUUGCAGCAAUAAAAGCGACGAACGUAAGUAUGUUUAAAACGUUCACGAAAACCAGAGGAGUUGAAGGGUUAAGCGCGGAAGAGCGAUACGAUAUAUGCCCAGCACGAUUUGGUAUACGUUGACAUACAUUGUAAUUAAAACGGCGAAUUAAAUAAGUCUGACGAUAUAAUCGGAUACUAUAAACUGAAAAAUUGUUCAACUUUGAAAAUAAGAGUAUGAAAAAUAUUUCAGCAACAUGCGCUUUUAAGAAAUUUUAAAUAAGUAACGUACCUGUUUCCAAAGUUAAAACAUUUUAUUUUAUUUUUUGAAGCAAAAAAAAAGUCGUUACCAAUUUUGUUUAGUACACCCGAAAUGUUUUAUUUCAAUCAAUAGUGUUCGAUUAUUCAUGCGCAAUCGAUGAUUCACUGACGUAUGCUUGACGUAUGACUUUCGUAAUUUAAAUAUAAAUUGUCACGAUGAUGAUAGCGCAAUCAUAUGCACCAUUUAUUUUCAUUCACGAAAAUACGAGCACAUAAAGCUAUUCGGAUGCUAAAUUGGGGAUGUUUUAACGUCUUAAAACAACUGCCAGUUGAGUCGUCUCUUGAAUAAUUCCUUGUUUUAUUACAAAUCAUCAUUGGCGAUGUUUAAGUAAUAUCCGUUAACGACAUUGUCGUUUUAACGUCUUGUUCAGAUUAAUUAUAAAAUUAAAUGUCGACACUGUUACUCGUGAGAGUAUCUGACUGCGCUGUCAAUACUUAUAAUUGUAUCUUUGUUUCGUUCUCAACUCAUAUAAAUUCAUUCACACGUCUUGUUCAGUACGGAAACUGAUACUUCUAGAUACAGAGGCAAAUUGAGGGACAAACUGUAUAGCAAAAGAAACUCAAUUUCUGUAGUUUUCGCUGUGCGUAAUUAAUUAUCCGCACGGUUAUCCAUCAAGCGACUCCCGGAACGAAGAGAUCGCGAGCGGGGGAGAAUAUUGUCUUUGGCGUGAAAUGUUAGAUUCCUGAAUUUUUCGAGACACUGUCAACGCGGUAUCGCGUAAACGUUCAAAAGCUAUCAAAGUUAGCCAGUUCAAAUUGUAUCGACCCUGUAACUGCACAUACACAUACUCUCUCCGCGAAAUUAUUUAGGAUAUUGGAAGCAUUAACGAACAUUAUUACCGGGAUCGACGAAGGCCGAGAUUACCACAGGGUCGGAUGUAAAUUCUUAAUUAUAUUGUAAAUCAUUCAGAGAAACCAGCAGCAUCGAUCUGGCGUCAAUUAUCGAGGAGUGCCGGCGUCCCGCUUUACUUGAGUCGUCAUCCGGCGUUAAACCUACUUAUUAGGUAAGCUGCCCUCUGUACAUAAGUGAGAUAAUAAAAACAAAAAGGUAUCUAUCAUGUAUCAUUGAAUCUGUAAUGAGAUGUAACGUAUGCGUUAAUUUAGCCGCGCGGAUCCUCUCGCGGGUAUCUCCUCGGGGGGAGAGAGAGAGAGAGAGAGAGAGAGAGAGAGAGAGAGAGAGAGAGAGAGAGAGAGAGAAGAGAAAGAGAGAGAGAAACGCGGCCCGCGACACCGCGAGUGCACCGAUCGAUGCGCAAUUAAUCGAUCGCGAAUUAGCGAACCGUCGACAACGAAUGCGUCCUCGUGCAACCGAGGAACUGAGAAUGAGAAAGAGAGGAAAGCAACGUGUGUGUGUGUAUGUGUGUGUAAAAAAAAAAAGGACGCGUGUUCGAAAAGACGCGCGGCUGUCAAGCAGACGCUGCGAGCGGUGUAAUUUCGACGAGUUCGAUUUUUGCUAUAGAUACGGAAAGGUCUUACGCCAAUUAUCGCGUUAUUCCAUUUACUAAAUAAACAGAGAUCGUUCCUACGUCUAUUUUUGUCUACGGUACACUGGAAAAUUGGAACUCGUUGAAAUUACACGGGAUAUCAAUCUUGGUUCUUUGUUUUUUUUAUCGGGUCCCUCUCUUUUCUCUAUACUUUCUCCACUUCAAAUGCAAAAAAAGGAAAAGAGAGAAGCGAAAGUAAGAAUAUGAAAAAGAGAACAAUAAUUUUUUGACAAUCCAUGGUACGAAUUUUGUGCUCUUUUGUGAAAGAAUGUUGAAUGAAUUUUUAACGUGCAAUGUAUCUAAUUUGUAGCGCCGCAAAUAUAUAUCACAAUCAACAUGAAUACACUUAUGAAACAAAACAUCGAUUUCGACAAGUCAGAUUGUAACAAUUGUGAAAAUAUUUCAUAUUCCUACUUUCUCUUUUCCUUAUGUAUAUAUAUUUUUGGCGAGAGAAUAGGAAGAGGAGGAAAAUGCAAGUGUCGUAGAAAGCGCAGGUAAAGUGAACCGACCUAUCGAUGUAACCCAAAUGCUAAUCAAUAAAGAGGCAAGAUUUUUUUUUCCGGCUGUCGCGGGCAUCUGUAUGUAUGUACCGUACGGUGUGUAAACUGUACUAUAUAUAUACGCCUAAUAUUAAUAACACUACGUUAAUGGGAAAAAAAAAAAAA
Messenger RNA from Monomorium pharaonis (pharaoh ant), 7293 nucleotides. It is a transcript of the gene Rab3, whose product is annotated as ras-related protein Rab-3. The transcript is spliced from 4 exons. Gene Ontology annotation, cellular component: endosome; plasma membrane; synaptic vesicle. The record is from RefSeq and is a predicted model, not a curated record. NCBI's taxonomy places the organism in Eukaryota, Metazoa, Arthropoda, Insecta, Hymenoptera, Formicidae. Gene Ontology annotation, molecular function: GTPase activity; GTP binding. The coding region runs from base 2761 to 3447 and encodes 228 amino acids. Gene Ontology annotation, biological process: protein localization to plasma membrane; regulation of exocytosis; protein secretion.